ACUAGUUAAAGUUAAAUGUUUAAACCAAAAAAAGAAACCAGAAAGUUUACUCCAUUUUAUUCAAUGAAAAAGUUUAUCUUAGAGAAAAAUUUCUCCACUGGAAUGACUGUUCAUCCACUUUCUUCACAAGUACCACCGCCAACGAAUUCACCACUUCUACAAUCAUCACCAUCAACAACAACCACAACAUCAACAUCAUCUUCAUCCUCUUCUUUGUCACCAAAUAUUUUUACUUCUCAAUCAACAAAUGGAUAUAACAACAACAACUCCUCCAAUAGUUCAACAACUUACAACAAAUCUCAUCGGGGAGUUAAUUCAAAUCAAUUGAUUCAUCCAUCGGCUGCUAAUCCAAUCAAUUCUAUCGGUAAUCAUAAUGAUUCCGGUUUUCAACCUUACCGAGGUUCAUUACCAGCCAAUUCAUCGUCUAGUCUUGAAGAUGGUCUUCUCAAUAGUGGACAACAACAACAACAAUCUUCCUCUGGACCCUCUUCGGCAAAUUCAGGGUCAUCUACAACACCAUCCGCCGCCACUUCCUCUAAUAUUGGAAAUCAUAUAUUACCAUAUAGUGAAAGGUUAAGAUCAGCGGCAGUUGCAGCGGGUUAUCCAUACCAUCCAUUUAUUGGUUCAUCUCAUGCAAAUCCAUCAGCACCUAUGCCACAAUCAUCUCAAUCUUCACAUCACAAUUUGUCUUCACAUCCUCUACCUCCUCCUCCAACACAACCGUACAGAAUUGAUGAUCCACUUUACCUUGAAAGAUAUGGUCUCAUCCGAUCCUCGUCAAAUAAUUUACACCAAACCUCAAAUGUUCAACCAUUAAGUCAUUCCGAUCUAUCACCUGGACACACUUCAACGAACUCUAAUGUGCCUUCCUAUCAGAUGAGCUCCCGUUACUCUGAACUUUUAGCAACACACCAGGAAAGAGUACUUAAUGAGGAGACACAACGUUUACUUGGUCAUGGAUCUAAUUCCAAUCAUCAUCAUCCUCAUCAACAUCCUCCGAUCUCAUCUUCCGGUCCAACAAAUUACAAAAUGCACUCGACCAACAGUGAACAUGGAUCUCGUCGAGAUUAUCCAAAUAAUGGUAAUACAUUACCAGGAAUGUCUACCAGGGAAAUGAAUACAAAUUCUAAUUCUAAUAAAAAACAUCAACCUAAUGGAUCGAUAACUAUGGGCAAUCCUGGUCCAAGGCCCAUGAAUUUAACUUCAAACACAACUGGUGUUCAUCAAGGCCACAAGAAAAGCACCACCAGCGCUAUCUUGGUUGAUCUAAAACGAGAACAUCCAUCUCAACUUACUUGUCAACAAUUUGGUCCUUCUUCAUCACAAACAACAAUCACAUUUACAAAUAGUCCAGUGACAACUACAUCCUCAUCUAAUGUUAAUAAUCAUCUUUGGAGACCUCAGAUUAAUGAACGAGAUGAUUCAAGACAUCAUCAUGUAAAUUCCAAUGCUCACAAUAGUAGAAUGUUUCCCGAUAAUGUUAAAAGAAAUGUUGCAUUCGAAGUCCCAAUCGAUUUUAGUAGUUCGAAAAAGCAAAGGUUUAGUGAUAUACCAGGAGACUAUUCCUUUAAACCAUCAGCGGCAGUUGAACAUCAGCCCGAAACUUUCAUUCCCAGUAAUCAUUCGUCGCCAUUUUUCAUCAACUCAUCGCAAGAUCUUCAAGUUCAUCUUUUAAAAUCAAGACCUACACCUCAGUCAUCUUCAUCCUCGUCACAAGUAUCGCAACAACAACAACAACAACCAUCGCCACCUCCACUUCGUCAAAUAAAUUUCAAUAACAAUAACAACACAUCACCAUCGAAAAAGUUAACCAAUGAAGUUGAACCUCAAUGUCGUCAACCAUUAAAAUUACAUCAACCGCCUCAACCUCAACUAGCGCAAGGUCAUAAAGAUCAUUCUCCUCAGAAAAACGCUGAAAAUAUUGAGAAGGUAAUCUCAAAAUUAGAUCUUAUGGAAAUGAAGCUAAAAGUAAAAAGGAAAGAGCGAGCUGAAAGAGCAGCAUCUCGAGGAUCAGUUGAAACAAGUGAAGAUGAAGAUGAACUCAUCUACAGUGAAGAGGAAACUUCAGAUGAAGAGGAAAACGAGAUGAAAAAAGCGCGGUACCGAUGCAAGUAUAUGAUCACCACUGGGCCACCCGCUAAACUUGACGAUAGACCGGAAAAAGUGGACUUUCUCAAUUCCUUGGGACUAAUAACCUUGCAACGCAGGAAUGAGAUCCUUUUUGAGAAGUAUGUUUCCCGUCGUCGAUUCAAAUCUAAAAGUGAUACUUAUCCAUUGGUCUCAAUGUAUAAGAUGCCAAAGGCUGAAUUUUUUGAUUCGGAAAAUGUUUUCAUACAACCAACUGAUAUUUUACCCAAUAGUUUAUUCAAAUGUGAAGACAAAUUAGAAGAUAAAUUUAAUUAUAUGAAUUUACUUGGCCUUAAACAUGAAUUGAAUGCCGAUGAAAUUAAGAAACGUGAACAGAUCUGGGAAGGUGUUCUUGAAGAGAGAGAUCGACGUCGAUCAAUUAAUCUAUCCUAUGGAAAGAUAACCAACAAUUUAACCAAGGAAGCGCUCGAUAAAUGGUUCCAAUAUUUAACCUCACAACCAAGAGUUUACAAUAAUUACGAUCGUUAUAAUAAAAACGGUUACCUGAACAAUUAUAACACCAAUUUAAACUCUAAAACACCGACAUUUACCACCGGAAGUUCCUCUUUCUCUUCACCACCUUCCCAUGAGUGUAAUUCUGUUCCGUUAGCAGUUAACAAUUCAUGGCACAAUCAAAGGCGAACUUUAAAUGUUACCUUAGAUCGUAAACAAUCAAAGCAAUCAAAAACCAACUCGAAACAAGGUUUAUUAAAAUCUCUUGAUAAUAAAGAGAUUUUAUUAAAUAAAUCCUUGAAAAUCAACAAUCAUGAAGAUAAAAUGAAAGAUGAUCUUCUCCCUCCCUCUUCAUCGCGAUUAAAUAAUAAACACAAAUCUACCAAUUUACAAAUCACUGACCAGGAUCGCCAUGAAUCAAAAUAUUCAGAAGCUUCGUAUCACAAUGAUACAUCUUCCGUCGGCUUCAAAUGGCCUGGAAUUGAAGCGAUAACAACUGCAUAUGAAAAAUAUGCACUUGAGUCCCAAAAAGAAAGAGAAUCAUUAAACGGAAGAAUUGGACAAUUGAAACUGACGAUUCGCGAGAAAACCAAUGCAGUCGACAAACUGUCAAAAAAGAUCGCAAAUCUAACGAAAGUUCAAAAAGAAAUGGACGAAGAAAGUGAGCAAUACGAAAGGAGAAUAAGUUCAAUAAAGACACAUCUAAAUGAGAUCGUAUCAUAAUAACAAUUAACUGGAAGAGUCAAUUAAUUUCAAAAUCAAACCUCAUUCAAGUGUCUAAAUAUUUUUCGCACAAGCGGUUAAUCAAUUUUUUUUUGGAAACCAAUUUAAUCCUUAAUUCCUACUACAACUAUAACUACUAUCAAAAUAUCAAAAGGAGCUGAUUUAAUGACACUUAUUCAAAGAUAAUCAACCCAACAAAAAGUAAAAUAAGAUAAUUACAAAUAAUUAUUACUUAAUCAUUGUAAAUUAAAUUGUAAUCAAUAAGUAAACUUGUGUAAGCAAAUCAGAAGCAAACAAAAAAAAUCAACCUACUACUAAAUAGAUUGUGUAAUAAAAGAUAUGUCCAAAUUCAAUUGCAUAGUAAAUUCAAAAACCUUCAUAAAACAAACAGUUUAAUUAAACUUAUUCAAUUGCAGAUAAUCAA
Messenger RNA from Panonychus citri (citrus red mite), 3727 nucleotides. RefSeq names its product probable serine/threonine-protein kinase DDB_G0282963. Lineage: Eukaryota; Metazoa; Arthropoda; Arachnida; Trombidiformes; Tetranychidae. The record is from RefSeq and is a predicted model, not a curated record.